AUGGACCAACAAUCCACUACUACCAACCCAAUCCCCAUACCCAUCGCUGGAGAGGAAGGCCCUGGUGGCCCCAAUGCUGCACACGAAGUCGCACCAUCCCAGCUCGCAACAGAUUCAUAUCACGUUUCCGGCAUCGUCCAAUGCGUCCAAUUUGCCUCUGACAUCACCGAGUGCCCCGGAGCCGGAGCUCUUGCUGAGGUAGAAGAAGUUGAAUUCACUAUAGACAUACCACCCUCUCAUGCGGACACUUGCCCAGAUAGCUGCAGUCCGUCGAUGUGCCAUCUUGACUGGCCUGCAUGUGAGGAUCCCCAAUGCGCCUGCUCAGGCGCUGAUUCCGAUCUGCAGGAUUUUUACAUGCUGGCCGAAUGUCACCAGCGGUACAGGGAAAUGCAAGGACCUCAUGAGGACGACUUUCCCAGUACAUAUCCAAUCGGCCCGGCCCUCGAGACGCUCCCUCCUCACAACCAAACCUUAAUCAAGGACUAUUUCACCCGCCUAAGCGCUGCUUACGCUGAGCUUUGGGACGAGAAGCCUUCCCGGGUGCCCAUGACCGAGGAAGAGCUCUCGGAACUCUUCGGGCCUCAAGGCUCCCUUGAUACCCUGGAGAACAUUGGCGAUUUCCAUAGAGAGAGGAUUGAGUCCUUUUUCCAGUCUUUUGAGAGAGUCUUCAAACGCAAGAAUGCCUCUCUUGGACCUCAAUUACCGACUCUUCCACAACUCGUGGAUAGCUUGACCAAACCAGCUGGUUACCUAAAACUCGAGUCUAAUGAACCGGAUAGACAAGCAGCUCCUUCUUGCUCCGUCUGCUUAGAUGCAUAUCUUCCUGACGAACCUGUUGUGACCCUGCCAUGUGACCCUUCCCACCAUUUUCACCUACAUUGUGCCAAAGGCUGGUUAGAAGCCCAAGAAGACUGUCCUGUUUGCCGAAUCCCUCUUGACAUCUUCAAGGAAGAAGACUAUUCAUUUCUCGAUGAUGAACUCGAAUGGGAUUGA
Molecule: messenger RNA, 993 nt
Organism: Puccinia graminis f. sp. tritici CRL 75-36-700-3
Lineage: Eukaryota; Fungi; Basidiomycota; Pucciniomycetes; Pucciniales; Pucciniaceae
Exons: 2
Coding region: 1-993 (330 amino acids)
Cellular component (GO): cytoplasm; nucleoplasm
Source: RefSeq, a predicted model, not a curated record